This is a messenger RNA of Tetrahymena thermophila SB210, 933 nucleotides long. RefSeq lists its product as hypothetical. The record is from RefSeq and is a predicted model, not a curated record. Lineage: Eukaryota; Ciliophora; Oligohymenophorea; Hymenostomatida; Tetrahymenidae. The transcript has a single exon.
AUGUUGUAAAAAGUGCAUACAACAAAUUAGUCAAUUACAUAGUAAAUUGCAUUAAUAACCAAUUCGAAAGGUGGAGAAUAAAAGAGGAAAAAUAGUAAAUUUACAAUUAAUACGGUUAAAUAGCAGCAGCCUAUAUUAUUUCCCUGCUUAUCAUUAAACUAAAUGAGGCUAGAAAUUGAUAUAUAGUAAGACGUAAUACUUAAAAUAUAAUUCAAUAAUUAAGGCAAUAUUUACUUCCAAUUUUUUCUAUUAAUUAGAAUUCUAUUGUUUUAAGUAGUUAAGAUCACAACAAAAAAUAGGCUUAAGAGAAAUAUUAGAUAAGCAAUUAUUUAAUUAUAUUCAUGUACAUCCACCUUAACUAAAUACCCACAACCAAAAAAAAUUAUUAGUUAUGACAAAAGAAGAGGGAAUAUUCUCACAUAAAGGCAUAAUAUUCUAGCAUACUAAACACUGAAAGGAAGAUCUUUAAAAAAGAUCAAAUAUAGAAAUCCUAAUUAAAAUGUAUCAAAAAGUAAGAAAAGUAGAUGGCGUCGGUUGAUUACAACUAAUGUAAUAAACUUAUCAAUCCCAAAUAAAACGCAAAAUACAAUAAAAUAGGGAUAGUAUUUUGCCUUAAACAUUAUGACAAUUAAAUAUACAUUUAAAAGACUAUAUAAGUAGUAAAAAAAAGCCUAAAUUAUUAAUCCUAUUGUCUUUUUGCCCAUUCUUAAGAGAGUUAAUUUCUAUUCUUAUAUAAGUGAUUUAAUAUCAGUUUACCUCUAAAAUGUGACUACUAAUAAGAAGAAUUUUAUUUUAGCUAUUAUUUUUCUAAAUCUAAUUUUAUUCAAUAUAUAAAAACGGUAAUGUAAAUAAGUGCAAUUUUUUAUCUAUCUCUAUUUGAAUAACUUAUAACAGAGGAUUUUUUAGAUCAUUUAUGUGUGUUUGCAUAUAUGA